This is a messenger RNA of Anolis carolinensis (green anole), 1970 nucleotides long. Its product is annotated as borealin-2. Gene Ontology annotation, biological process: mitotic sister chromatid segregation. The record is from RefSeq and is a predicted model, not a curated record. The coding region runs from base 174 to 1070 and encodes 298 amino acids. Lineage: Eukaryota; Metazoa; Chordata; Lepidosauria; Squamata; Anolidae. The transcript is spliced from 10 exons. Gene Ontology annotation, cellular component: spindle midzone; chromosome passenger complex; chromosome, centromeric region.
CCAAAGCCUGAUUGUAGCUUCUCCAUAUAAAAGGGCUCCUUCCGAUCCAAAUCCCCUGGUCCUCAGUGGGUUUUAGGAUUUGCCAUAAUUCAUCCCCACUUUACACUGAUUCUUAAUUUCUGGCGAGCUCUGUGUAUUUUUAUUUUCUGGUGGACUUAAUUUGCAACCUGGUCAUGGAGGUCAAGAAGCAUCUGGACGAGGCGAAGAAGCACAGCAGUGACUCCGGAAUGGGACCAGAGCGGAGCCUGUUGAGCAAGGAGCAGAGGGACCACCGAAUCAGUCUCUUUUUGCAGGAUUUCGACCAUCAGGCCAAGGGAAACCUUCAAGAGAUGAAGAAAGAGCUGGCUUCGCUUCUUCACACGGCCGAGAAGGCCUUCCGGGUGGAGUCGCUGGCGUUGCCGGUGGUCAUGCGCAAAAUGAGGCGGAAAGAUUUGAUGCACCUGAAAGAUGAUGAAGCGGCAGCUGCUACAGUAGCUGCCAACCUUGACAUGAACGACUGCUGUGUUGGGCAGCUGGCAGCUCCCAAGCCAGUGCGGACAAACAGCAAGCGAGUGAAAGUCACCACCAUUGUGGAAUACAAAGACGAGAAAGAGGAAAAUGGAAGGCAGGCUAAGAAGACAUCUCAAAAGAUAUUUAAAACCAACUCCUUGGCCUCUUUGGCUUCGGUCAUCAAGGGCAAGCAGAGCACUGUAUCCAGGUCUUCUUCUGUGUGCUCCUCUUCAAAAUCAAGAACCAUUGAGCGGUCUGCUUCUUUACGGGAACGGCCAACGUCUGCCUCCAAGUUCAACUCUCUGAGCUCUAAAAGGGCUCCUCAGAGGGGUCUUUCUCAAAGUGCGUCUACUUCAGAUAAGACUCGGGCGGCAAUUCUACGGAGCUCCUCUCUGCCCCAUGAAAGAUCCGUCCCCUUUGUCAACAUACCUCUGGCUGAUGGGAAGACUCUCUGCUCAGCCGGCGAUGAUCUCCAGAACAUCAAUGUGGAGUUAUUAAACGACGACACUGUCCAACAUAUCCACACUCUAGUAAACAAUCUGACAGUCCUUUGUGGAAAAGCAACCGUAAAGUCAAGCUGAUCGUUCUUCUCCUCCUGCGAGUUCUUGCACCUAAAUAUCCCAUGUUUGUGUUCCUUAUGAUGAUGUUGCCUCUCAACUGAUUUUAAACAAUUCUUACACUGCUUGUCAAUUCUUACACUGCUAUAUUUGUUCUAUAAAUAAAUUGACUUCUCCACUGGGGCAUAAAACUAAAAACUGAAAGUUACUGACACUGAUGUUUUGUUUAUGUUCAAUAUUUAAUUGGCGAUAACCCUUCCUGUUAAGAGACCAGAUUGAUUUAUAUUAAAAUUCAAGAGGCACAGAUAUCUAUAAUACCAAAAAGCAAAAUUUUAUAUUAAAAUUUAGCAUGUGUUUGGGAGGGAAGCAGUUUUAGAUCCCAAAAGUCCCUUCCUAUGUGGCGAGUGUGAAAAAACAUUAUGGGAAUUGUAGUUUAAAGGUUCUUGUAAAAAGUUGCCCCCCAACUCCACCUUUGUCUUACCAUUUCUGUUAACUUUCAUCAAGUCGACUCCAAUUGAUGGCAAUCCCAUGCAUGAUGGACUUUCCAAGUCACCCUUAACAUCCACAGCCUUCACUGCAUCUAUUCAUCUGGAAUGUGGUUGUCAUCUUCUCCCUUUCUGAGAAUUAGUCUUUUUUUUCAUGAACCACAUUUUUCUCAUAAUGUAGCCAAAGUAUGAGUCUCAGUUUAGCCAUGCUGACUUCUAGAACUUGCUCUAGAACCCCUUUGUCUGUCUUUAGCAGUUCAUGGUAUCUGUAGUUCUCCAGUAUCGCAUUUCAGUUUUCUUCCUUUUAGAUUUCUUCACUAUCUAGCUUUCACAGCGAGACAUAGAAAUCACCUGGAUGUUCAUAAUAUGUAAUGUAAGGAGGACCAGAGUGUGGCGAGAGGCAGUGUUAUAACACUACAUAACAAAAUUUGAAAAAAUC